AUGGGGCUUUGCCGAAAUGUGAACGCAAUAGGAAAGAUUGUCCGUAUGAAAGACGUAACCUUUUUGGAUAAUAGCGUAAUCAUAAAAGUCGUGCAAGUAAGACGCGUUAGAGUAAUGAGGAAACAGAAACAGUCAUUCCCGUGUGAUGUUUUAUGUGACUCUCGUUCAGACGGAAGUCGAUCGUGUGUGCAAGUGUAUUCUGUUGUUAUCAACGAAGAACGAAUAACGAGCGGGGGAGAUAUUAGAGGAUUUCCGAGUUUAGUAGAAGGUUAA
This is a messenger RNA of Acaulospora morrowiae, 273 nucleotides long. NCBI's taxonomy places the organism in Eukaryota, Fungi, Glomeromycota, Glomeromycetes, Diversisporales, Acaulosporaceae. The record is from the annotation of a GenBank genome assembly.